Molecule: messenger RNA, 435 nt
Organism: Lactuca saligna
Lineage: Eukaryota; Viridiplantae; Streptophyta; Magnoliopsida; Asterales; Asteraceae
Source: the annotation of a GenBank genome assembly
AUGAAAUUAACCGAAGGAGACUGUGAUAAUGUCUACUACUGUAAUAGAAAGGAAUGCUUGGAUGAUGGUAUAAGAAGAAUCGACUUAGAUGCUGAUUAUUGGGAGUUUGUAGAAGCUGUUUAUAGUGAGGUUGAGUUGGAUGUGUACAUUGAUCACCGAAAGGAACCAAUUCUUGAUUGGGCUGGUAACGAGGUUUUAGUAUAUGAUAUGAGUGAUGAUAAUAAGUAUGGCUUGGAUGAAGAAGAUGACAAGGACUCAAAAAUUUAUGAUACUAAAAAAUAUGAACAUGAACAUGAUGAAGAGGUUUAUACUUUUGACAAAACUGUUGGAGACAAAUUUUUGAACAAACUUUCAGGUGAUUUAAGUGAUGAUGAUGAAUCCAACAAUGGAAAAUAUAUGGAGGUUGUGUUCCAUAUCCAUGAUGAGAACCAAUAA